UCGACGUCUCGCUGUGUUCUCGCGAGAUUAACUGAAGUCACAUGGGGAUGGAGCGGCGCCAGUACUUGUUGUUGUUGUUAUCGGCAAAAUGGCGUCCGCAGCCGAGGCCCCGGAGUCCUGGUACCUCGCCCUGCUGGGCUUCGCCGAACACUUCCGCACCUCGAGCCCGCCGAAGAUCCGCCUGUGCGUGCACUGCCUCCAGGCCGUGUUUCAGUUCAAGCCGCCGCAGCGGGUGGAGGCGCGCACUCACCUCCAGCUCGGCUCCGUGCUCUACCACCACACGAAGAACAGCGAGCUCGCGCGCAGCCACCUCGAGAAAGCGUGGUUUAUUUCACAACAAGUCCCACAGUUUGAAGAUGUUAAGUUUGAGGCUGCGAGUCUUCUGUCUGAGCUCUACUGCCAGCAGAAUUUGGUGGACUCUGCAAAACCAUUACUACGCAAAGCAAUCCAGAUUUCACAGCAAACUCCUUACUGGCAUUGUCGGUUGCUAUUCCAGCUUGCGCAACUACACACACUGGAGAAAGACCUAGUUUCUGCUUGUGACCUCUUAGGUGUAGGAGCUGAAUAUGCAAGGGUUGUAGGCUCAGAGUAUACCAGAGCACUGUUUCUCCUGAGUAAAGGAAUGCUGCUGCUAAUGGAGCGGAAGCUGCAGGAGGUGCACCCCCUGCUCACGCUGUGCGGCCAGAUUGUGGAAAACUGGCAGGGAAACCCCAUUCAGAAGGAGUCCUUGAGGGUCUUCUUCCUGGUGCUUCAGGUCACACACUACCUGGAUGCUGGGCAGGUGAAGAGUGUCAAGCCCUGCCUAAAGCAGCUGCAGCAGUGCAUUCAAACCAUCUCUACACUCCAUGAUGAUGAGAUCCUUCCCAGCAACCCUGCUGAUCUUUUCCACUGGCUGCCCAAGGAGCACAUGUGUGUGUUGGUCUACCUGGUGACAGUUAUGCACUCCAUGCAAGCAGGUUAUUUGGAGAAGGCACAGAAGUAUACCGAUAAAGCACUCAUGCAGCUUGAAAAGCUAAAGAUGUUGGACUGCAGCCCCAUCCUGUCCUCUUUCCAGGUUAUACUACUGGAGCACAUCAUCAUGUGUCGAUUGGUCACCGGUCACAAGGCAACCGCAUUGCAGGAGAUAUCCCAGGUUUGCCAGCUGUGCCAACAGUCUCCCAGAUUAUUCUCCAAUCAUGCUGCUCAACUUCACACUUUACUUGGCCUCUAUUGCAUCUCUGUGAACUGCAUGGACAAUGCAGAAGCACAGUUCACCACAGCGCUACGGCUGACCACUCACCAGGAGCUAUGGACAUUUAUCGUGACAAACCUGGCCAGUGUCUACAUCAGGGAAGGAAACCGACACCAGGAGUUGUACAGUCUUUUGGAGAGGAUUAACCCAGAUCAGAGUUUUCCCGUAAGCUCACAUUGCCUGCGGGCGGCAGCUUUCUACAUCCGAGGACUCUUCUCCUUCUUCCAGGGGCGUUACAAUGAAGCCAAACGGUUUUUGCGGGAAACUCUGAAGAUGUCGAAUGCUGAAGACUUGAAUCGGUUGACAGCCUGUUCUCUGGUCUUGCUUGGACAUAUAUUCUAUGUGCUGGGAAAUCACAGGGAGAGCAACAAUAUGGUGGUCCCUGCCAUGCAGCUGGCCAGCAAGAUCCCUGACAUGUCUGUCCAGCUCUGGUCUUCAGCGCUCUUGAAGGACCUGAACAAGGCUUGUGGCAACACGAUGGACGCGCACGAAGCAGCGCAGAUGCACCAGAACUUCUCCCAGCAGCUGCUACAGGACCACAUCGCUGCAUGCAGUCUGCCAGAACAUAACCUCAUCAGUUGGACUGAUGGUCCUCCACCAGUGCAGUUUCAAGCCCAGAAUGGCCCCACCACCAGCCUGGCCAGCCUGCUUUGAGUACUGCUGGGAUCACAGCGACACUGUGUGUGUGUGUGUGUGUGUGUGUGUGUGUGUGUGUGUGUGUGUGGGCAACAGCGAGUGAGAGGCUGCUUCACCAGAGGCCUGGCAAAGACUCACAAGGGCUGUAUUGCCUCUGCCUGAAUUGUAUCUCCAGUUCUUCAGAUGUUAACUUAUGAUUCGCUUCACAGUAGGCAAACGGGGUGGGCUUCUACAUACCGGUUCCUUUUCAACUCGAGCGGCCAGGAAAUGGAUAACGAAAGGGGGGUUAGAAAGCAGAAGACCCAGCAAUGGUGGACAAGAGAAGCAACCCUACCUCAAGUGGAUAACCUCGGGCUCUGUGUGGCAUGCCGCGAUGUGGAUGGAGCCGGCUGUGCGGAAGUUGCGGGCAGCACUACGGCCAAGAAGAAUGCUCGUCUUCAAGGAGGGUAUGAUGGCGGCGUUACGGAAAGGGCUUUCAAGGAGGGGGUGGCCGGACUUGCCGAACACAGGGGUAUUCAUGCAGAAUCCUGCGUUAUAUCCGGACUGUAGACGGCUUGGGAAAUGAACAGUAGGUUAAAGCAACUUCAGCUGGCUCUAGUAACACUAGUCAGACGUGAAACUUCUUGGCACUGAAAGUCUCCUUCUCUGCAGGAGUUUAAAAAAAAAAAAAAAAAAAAAAAAAGGUUUUAAUACCACUGAGAUUUUCUGGGUUUUACACCGUAGUAAACGAUUAUUUUUUACUUAUUUUUCUAUGUAGCUACUUUCGUGCUGCAUAUACGAACCUGGCUGUUCUUUAGGGGUCAGUUUUACAAAUAUUGCUGAAGAGAAGAGCAUACCCAUUAUAUUAAUUUAUUUACGUUUAUAUUUUUGUAACUAGAUAAACGAUUUUAGAGCUUGGUUUACCUUGUCUGACUGCUUUUUUUUGCAUAUGCAUGCAAAAGAGAAGAAAUUUAUUAAAGUUACGUGUUUGAGGUCUCAGUUGUGUAAAAAUAUUUUCUGAAGUUUUAACUAUAAGUAUUAGCACAACUUGUCAUAAACCGUAAGUAGGAGAAAUGAUCUGCUUGGCUGUCACUUUAUAUUAACUGAAUCCCAUGUGAUUUAAUCGAUCACAUGUAUGUACAUAUACAAGGAUGACAUUUUAGUUUCUCUAAUUAAAUAUUCUCGUGGGUGAGAUGGAGCUCACAGAGGUUUGAUUUUGUACCAUCUGUAAUAGUAACUGUAGCCUAGGUGAUGAUGCAACAAUUCCCUCUUACUGAUGGUUCAAGUGCAGUCCCUAAACCCGUCAGCAGAUGUCGCUGUUGAGUGGCGCCCUAAUAACCUGCUUGUACGAUUGAUUGGGGCGUUUUGUACCGUCUUUUUUAAUCUAACGGUAGGAAUUUUUUCUCCUAUCACAUAUGUAAUAAACUU
This is a messenger RNA of Scleropages formosus (Asian bonytongue), 3274 nucleotides long. RefSeq names its product MAU2 chromatid cohesion factor homolog. The record is from RefSeq and is a predicted model, not a curated record. The transcript is spliced from 19 exons. Gene Ontology annotation, molecular function: protein binding. NCBI's taxonomy places the organism in Eukaryota, Metazoa, Chordata, Actinopteri, Osteoglossiformes, Osteoglossidae. Bases 89 to 1885 code for a protein of 598 amino acids. Gene Ontology annotation, biological process: mitotic sister chromatid cohesion.